AUGAUCGGAUGGACUCAUAUUUGUAUUGGAAGCUUGAUUAUCAGACGAUAUGGUGAGGAUACAUGGAGGAGUAUCAAACUCAAAGCUGGAUAUGAGGAAGACACGGAGUUCGAAGUUCAAGUGUAUUAUGAUGAUUCAGAAACCAUGCGAAUAUUCCGAACGGCUGCUGGAGUUCUCGGAUUGUCUGUUGAUGAUAUGUGGGAGAUGUAUGGAGAAUUCUUGGUUACCUACUCUUGUGAAACAGGAUGGCAAAAAAUGCUUUCCUGUAUGGCCAACAACCUGCAGGAAUUUCUUGAUAACUUGAACUCUAUGCAUUAUUUCAUUGAUCAGAUUGCUUUCAAAUCUGAAAUGAGAGGACCCACGUUUCACUGUGAGACGAGUGGGGAUAACAGUCUUCGACUGCAUUACUUUUCUAACCGACAAGGUCUUUUUCCCAUUGUUAAAGGGCUUGUGAGAAAAGUUUCUCGUGUUCUUUAUGAUAUGGAAGUGAAUGUUAAUGUAGUGGAAAGAGUUCAAGAAAGACGAAAAACAGGCCUUGUGGAACAUGUUGUAUUCUCAUUAGAGCCGGAUACGAACCACAAGGCAGGGUCACGUUUAGCAUACAAGUUCCGUAAUGAAUCCAAAAAUCAUGAAAUAGCAGCAGCUGACAAACCAGUGGUUCUUUCGCCUAUCACCCUUUUCGAUAUCAAACAAAUAUUUCCAUAUCAUAUUUGUUUCAACAAACAAAUGGUCAUUGAGCAUGUUGGAAGCUACUUGCUUCAAGAAUACAGGCUUGUAGAUCGCAAGAUGUUGAAAUUGACAGAAUUGGUUCAGUUGGUGCAGCCAUCAGAUAUUCAGCUUACAUUCAAGAAUAUUACUCAAUACUUGAAUACAAUUUUCAUCUUUCAAAUUAAACAUCAUAGCCGGCGUAAUGAGAUUGAGGAAACAUCUACGGCUGCCUUUCAACAACCUUUAUGUCUCAAAGGACAAAUGAGUAUUGUAAACUCUGGAAACUCGAUAAUGUACUACUGCUCUCCUUAUGUUACUACGGUUCGAGAUAUCCUGGAACUAAACUUGUACAUCUCUGAUAUGCCAAUGCACGAUGCUACUCGAGAUCUUGUUAUGUUAAAUCAGAGUAGAAUUUGCCAAAUGGAACUUAAUAAAAAGUUAGAUGAAACAGUCAAGAACCUGAGAGCAUUAGCCGAUACUUUACAAAUCAAGAAAACUCAAACAGAUGUUCUAUUAUAUGAUUUAGUUCCAAGAGCAGUAGCUGACACUCUAAGACAAAACAAAAACGUCACUGCUCAAGAGUUUUCUGAUUGCACAGUCAUCUUCUCGGAGCUCCCCGAUUUCUUCACUCUUAAUAUAAAUUGUACUCCGGCUGAAGUCGUAACUAUUAUCUCAGAUUUAUUCCAUGAAUUCGAUCGCCUGAUUGAAAAAUACAAGGUGUACAAGGUUUUAUCUCUCAUGGACAGUUAUUUGAUUGUGGGAGGUGUUCCUAAUCCUUGCCCGCUUCAUUGCGAGACAAUGCUAAAUUUGGCUCUGGCUAUGGUGUUUGAAGGAAAGCAGAUCAUAACACCAAAACUCAAUUUACCGCUCCGCGUUCGAAUCGGAGUACAUUGUGGUCCUGUCGUAGCAGGAGUUGUAAGUCAGAAAAAGCCACGUUACUGCGUAUUGGGACAGACGGUACAAGUUGCAAAACUUUUAUGUUCUCAAUCACAACCUGGCAAAGUAAUGAUAAGUAAUGCAGUAAGAACGAACGUAACUAAACAUUUGAAAAGCGUAUUCAUAUUCACACCGGCUGGUUGCUUGGACAGUUCAAACUCCAAAAUCUUCACCCAUUAUCUAGAGAAAAAUGAGAAACUUAGCGCAUGGGAUCUUAUAGACAAGGAGAAAAAUGAACACCAAACUAUUGAUGGCUACAAAGAGCUUCAUUGUGAUGCCGACGGUCCUGCUUGGGAACAUGCUCGUAUAGCUGCAGUUAAACAACAAAAAAUUGUCGAUGCAUUCCGAGACGUUCCUAGUCGUACGAACAGAGCGGUUAGUCGUCUAAGGUCGCUGAAGAAAAAUUUCCGAGCAGCGCAAUCGAACGAUUCCGGAAUUUCUGUUGAUGUACGCGACAACGAGGAAUCAGCUAUAUGCUCGAUCAUGUGA
Molecule: messenger RNA, 2133 nt
Organism: Auanema sp. JU1783
Lineage: Eukaryota; Metazoa; Nematoda; Chromadorea; Rhabditida; Rhabditidae
Source: the annotation of a GenBank genome assembly